This is a messenger RNA of Brassica oleracea var. oleracea, 1052 nucleotides long. RefSeq lists its product as uncharacterized. The transcript is spliced from 7 exons. The record is from RefSeq and is a predicted model, not a curated record. The coding region runs from base 205 to 915 and encodes 236 amino acids. NCBI's taxonomy places the organism in Eukaryota, Viridiplantae, Streptophyta, Magnoliopsida, Brassicales, Brassicaceae.
GAAUGAAAGCAGAGAAAGGCAUUCACAGCUUAAUCACGCCGGGCCCUGAGGAGUAGAGUAGUAGAGCCUUGUUCUGAACUCUCUCUCUCUCUCUCUCUCUCUCUCUCUCUCUUUCUAUCUUUGAAGCUUCUUUACAUGCAACAACAACAAGUCUCUUGAAAACUUCUUCUUAGUUUUCUCCGUGGGCUCACGAUUCUCUCUGCGAUGGCUGCUGCGACUGGUGAAGGGGGGAAGCAACAAUUCCCAAGUGUUGCAGAUGGUAACGGUAACGCACCAGUCAAGUAUCCAAGCGUCAAGGCACCUAAGCUUAGCUUCUCCGAUGGUGCCAAACAUAACUCCAUAGAUGUGUUUCCUCUUCUUGUUAAGGAGGCUGACCGUGGCAUCAAGAAUUCACUAGUCCAAGACGUGUGCACUAUCUCAGUCUUACCUGACGAAGGAAACACAAUCCCACAAUGUACCUCCCAGUUUACUCUCUUAAGCUUCGUCAAGGCUCUGCUUCCAUCUAAAAGCCAGAUGCUCAUCGACGCCCAGCUCAACUGUCAGAAAACGCAGAACCGCAUCAACGUGCUUCUGGGGGGCACAGAUUCCUACCAGUCAUGCGUUGUGGACAUCAAUGUCGAGAAAGGGAAUGGUGCUGAGGCAGAAGAAGUUGUUGCAAGUCUCAAAUCUGAGAGUGUACAUAUGCAAAAGGUAUUGCAGAGACAAGCUAGCUUGAGCACUGAUAAAGCUAUCUCAGAGAGAUGCCAUGAUGCACCAACGAAUAGGUGGAGAAGAUACAAGCGUGCUGCUUCUUUUGAUUCUAGGAAAAUCGUCAUCAUAUUCUCCAUCUUAUCAAGUGUGGGGACAUUGAUAUUGAUCUACUUGACACUGAGAGUAAGGCUAAUAAACGGUGACAACAGCUUCAAUCAUAUGUAGUCAAAAACUGUAACAUCUCUCUUUGGUGCUCUGUUUUCGAAUCUCUUUUACCUAAACUCUUUUGUUCCAAUAAAAUGUUGAUAAAGUGAAUACUUUCUUUGUGAAUAACACUUGCGAAUGCUUCAUGUCUGAUUAAA